Molecule: messenger RNA, 545 nt
Organism: Anoplophora glabripennis (Asian longhorned beetle)
Lineage: Eukaryota; Metazoa; Arthropoda; Insecta; Coleoptera; Cerambycidae
Exons: 2
Coding region: 53-493 (146 amino acids)
Cellular component (GO): nucleus
Molecular function (GO): zinc ion binding
Source: RefSeq, a predicted model, not a curated record
ACAACCAUCACAAGUACGAUUUUAUAUUUACAUUUCAAAGAAAAUUGUUGCAAUGACUGGUGUUCAAGAAACUUCGUGUAAGUUUUGUCUCAAAACUGUAGGCGUUGAAGGUUUUGAGGUAAUAGACAACGUUACUAGAGAUAUUUUAGAUGUUCUUUUGCUGAAAUUGAAAUUUGAUAGCGAAGGCAAAGAGGUUAUAUGUAACGUUUGCAGAAGAAAGUUAAACGCAGCAUUCGAAUUUAAGGCAACUUGUCUGAAGACCGAUUACGCAAUUAUUCCAUAUGUGGAUUGUGAAAAAAUGUUACAGCUCGAUAUCAGAGACGUGUAUACAAAGGAAAAGACAAGCGAGUCAAUGGAUAUUUCAGACGGUCAUAAAAUAUGUCGAUUGUGUAUGGAGCCAGUAGAAAGUGAGUUUAGGUGCAUUUGCCAAGAGGAACUUGAAGGUAUCGAGAAAUUGGCUCCUGAAAUGGUAUCAAUGAUAUUAAAUAGUUAAAUGUUUCGCAAUUUAAUGAAACUACUUUGCAGAAUAUAAAUGUUUAAUGUUU